Messenger RNA from Hypoxylon fragiforme, 1149 nucleotides. RefSeq names its product putative nucleoside-diphosphate-sugar epimerase. Lineage: Eukaryota; Fungi; Ascomycota; Sordariomycetes; Xylariales; Hypoxylaceae. The transcript is spliced from 2 exons. The coding region runs from base 222 to 986 and encodes 254 amino acids. The record is from RefSeq and is a predicted model, not a curated record.
CGAAAAGAAUUUAGAUUCGGCUGCACAGCCUUCUCGAGUCAGCUUCCAGCUUAGCUGUCGUCGUAGGGCUGGCGCCUGAUCUAAUCAGUCUGACCAGCUAGCUUGCUAUCGACUUACUUAACAUAAAGCUCAUCCUAUCCUAGCUCCAAACACAACCCUUCUACAUUCACUUUUCACUUUACCAUUCUCUAUCCCUCCCUACAGUAAAUACACAAAAUACUAUGCAUCUCGUACUCACAGGAGCGACGGGCCUGGUAGGCUCUGCCGCCCUAGACGCCAUGAUCAAGAACCCGGGUAUUACCAAGAUAUCGAUCCUCAGUAGGCGGCCGGUAAAAAUGGCAGAGGAUUCCAAAGACCCGCGCAUCAAUUUUUUGAUACACAAGGAUUUUGGCCAGUACGACUCGGAGCUCCUCUCAAAGCUCCAGGGUGCCUCGGGGUGCGUGUGGGCGUUGGGUAUCAGCCAGACCCAAGUUGGUAAAGAGGAAUACGUGAAAAUCACCAAAGACUACGCCCUAGCAGCAUCUCAGGCAUUCAAGGAACUGGCCACCGAGCAACAGCCCUUCAACUUUGUGUAUGUCUCCGGAGAAGGCGCCAACACCAAGCCAACCCGCUUCUCACAAAUCUUCGCGCGCGUGAAGGGCGAGACGGAGCUGAGCCUCGCCGAGAUCCGCAAGGCGAACCCGUUCUUUCACGCCAGCUCCGUGCGCCCGGCCUACGUCGACGCCUCGACGCACGACGCCAUCAAGCCCUACCUCCCGAAGAACGGUCUCCUGUGGAGGGCCGCGGAGGGCGCGCUCGGACCGGUGGUCAGGUGUGCGGUGCAGUCGGCGUGGAGCCCGACGCAGGACCUGGGGAAGUUUUUGACGGAGAUGGCGAUGGGGCAGUAUAAGGACCAAUUCAAGGCGAAGGAUAUUCAGAUGGAGGGGGAGUUCCCGAUUUUGGCGAAUACGGCGUUCAGGCGGUUAGCGGGUUUGAGCCGUACGUGAUGGAUGGCGAUGAUGAUACCAAAGGCUUAGUUGAGCUUCCCCUGUUUGGCGAAAGGGCUUGAAUGGAGAUGGACUGUGGAAUAUGGGCCAUUUCAUACGUAUAGACAGACUCAUAGCUCGAGCGACUGAUUUUACUCCCCUCAAUGGCCGUUUGCCUUCUUAG